AUGGGUAUAGUAGAACAUCGAGAUCUUAUUUACAUUAUUGGUGGAUAUACAGACACUUACACCCUCCUGCGUGAUCUUCUCUCAUACAAUCCUGUGACUGGGGAGUGGAAGAAUCUAGCACCAAUGCUAGGUCCACCAUGUCACAUGAUAGGUGUUGCAGUUUUGAAUAACUUUCUAAUGGGUAUAGUAGAACAUCGAGGUCUCAUUUACAUUAUGGGUGGAUAUACGGACGACACUGACAACGACCUGCGUGAUCUUCUCUCAUACAAUCCUGUGACUGAGGAGUGGAAGAAUCUAGCACCAAUGCUAGGUGAACCAUGUGACACGAUAAGUGUUGCAGUUUUGAAUAACUUUCUGUACGUAGUAGGUGGUACUGAGUUUGAGGAAAUGGAAAGAUAUUCUUUUGAACAGGCGGUGACAUUAGAAAUGAUGAUGGACAGUGGACGUAUGGACUCUUAUAACCCCUUUCAUGAACUUCUCUCAUACAAUCCUGUAACUGGGGAGUGGAGAGAUCUAGCAGCACUGAGUGCUCCACCUCGCUACAACUACAUGGGUGUUGCAGUUUUGAAUAACUUUUUGUAUUUAGUGGGUGGUCUUUUUAAUGAAGAAGGGGAAAAAUCACUAGAAAGAUAUUCUUUUGAACAGAACGAAUGGUUUAAGUGUUCAUCAAUGAAUUUUUGGCGAAGUAUCCCAGCAGUUGUUGCCACAAAUUCUCUGUUAUAUAUCAUAGGUGGUCAUCGUCCCAAUGACCACCUUGAACUGAACCAAUGGUUUAAGUGUUCGUCUUCAGAGUAUUUGGGUCGAAGUAGCCCAGCAGUUGUUGUCACAAAUUCUCUGUUAUAUGUCAUAGGCGGUUACUGGAGUGGUUUGAAUGGAAUUGGAAUGGUAAGGAAAGAAGAAUAA
Molecule: messenger RNA, 903 nt
Organism: Homarus americanus (American lobster)
Lineage: Eukaryota; Metazoa; Arthropoda; Malacostraca; Decapoda; Nephropidae
Product: kelch-like protein diablo
Exons: 6
Coding region: 1-903 (300 amino acids)
Molecular function (GO): protein binding
Source: RefSeq, a predicted model, not a curated record